Molecule: messenger RNA, 10497 nt
Organism: Salarias fasciatus (jewelled blenny)
Lineage: Eukaryota; Metazoa; Chordata; Actinopteri; Blenniiformes; Blenniidae
Gene: prrc2c
Product: proline-rich coiled-coil 2C
Exons: 34
Coding region: 429-8882 (2817 amino acids)
Biological process (GO): cell differentiation
Source: RefSeq, a predicted model, not a curated record
GCGGCGCGAGCGGGGCCUCACUCCACUGGAGAACGGUCUGGUACGAGAUAACGGGCGGGGAGCGUACGCGGAGCCACGAGACCACGGAGAACGGGUUCCCCCAAGUCACGACUCCAGAGGCGAGCAGAGACUAGCGGCCCGAGGCGACAGAGAGGACCUGAAGCUUGACGCCGUGCAUGUGGAGAGCAGUUUGUUGGCAGCCAGCGAGUGAAGCAGCUAGCCGUCGUUAGCCGGACUGGGUUAGCAGGCUAGCUCGCUUUUGUAAUCCGCCGGCCAGACACACGUCCGUGCACCGCGAAGCCAGGCCGACCCCGGACUUCCAGUGAGGCCGGACUACACCCGGGGAGGACAGAGCAGGCACCGGCGCUGGCAGGAGGCUGGUUCUGGGGGCAAGGCCAAAGGACCAGACUCAAUGAGUUUCCAGCGAAAUGUCCGAGAAGUCAGGGCAGAGCACCAAGGCAAAGGAUGGCAAAACAAAGUAUGCGACCCUUAGCCUUUUCAACACCUACAAGGGCAAAUCUCUGGAAACCCAGAAAACUGCAGUUGCUGCUAGACAUGGGCUCCAGAGUUUGGGAAAAGUUGCUGUUAGCCGGCGGAUGCCCCCUCCGGCAAACCUGCCCAGCUUGAAAGCCGAGAACAAGGGAAACGACCCUAACGUCAAUAUCGUCCCCAAAGACGGUAGUGGAUGGGCAUCCCGAACUGAGGCGGGAGAAGAGAGUCAACAGGAGACACCCCCACCUCAGGCCAAACCAGCAGCACUUCAGCCACCAGAGCUUUCAGUCGGGGGCAGUCGUUCCUGGGCAAACAGCAAGCAGACACAGCUCGACGGAUCUCCGCGCGUGAGCAGCCAUUUUCACCAGGAGUUUCCCAGCUUGCAGGCUGCUGGUGAGGCGGAGAAAGGAGAUGGUCAAGAGGAGGAGCCGUAUGGACCGGGCCCCAGCCUCAGACCUCAAAAUGUUGGCAGUUGGCGCGAGGGCGGAGGCAGGAAUUUGAACACUGCGCCCAGCCCCCUGGACAUGGACAGUAGGGUUCUGGAGGACGGGAACACGGCCUUCGGUACCGCUACGCCACCUGGGGAAGCUGAAGAACCUGGCCGAAAUGUAACCACUGAUGGUCAGAGGGAGAAGAGGGAUGGCAGGGAGAGGUUGCCCCCCUCUGGUCCUCCUCAACCGAAGGUUAAUGGCGGGCAGCAACCUCCCACGGGGGUAUCGCCCCACUUUGACCCUGCUUUCAGGAGCAUGAUGCCACCCUAUAUGUUCCAUGCCUAUCCCCAAAUGUCUUUUGGCCCUGGGCAAGGGAACUUCAGAUACCCAGUGCCACAAGAAGGAGCAAAGGGUCCUCGUUCAUCGCGACCCCAGCAGGCACCUUCCCAAGCCUGGCUCCAAGACCCAGACAGACCAUCGAUCAUCAGCGCAACUGAACUGAAGGAGCUGGACAACUUGGACACUGAUGCCGAUGAGGGCUGGGCAGGAGCUCAGAUGGAGGUGGAUUACACCGAGAAGCUAAACUUCAGUGACGAUGAGGAGAACCAAGCUGCUAAAGAAAAAGGAGAAAACUGGGAGUGGAUGGGUAAAGUGGAUCGCAUAAGGUCCCGGACAUCAGACACUCAGGAGGGUUGGAAGGAAGGAUCGGAGGACCGUGGGGGCAAUAAAACCUCUUGGGCAGACAGUGUGGAUCCUAGAGCGCCAUCACCGGGCAGCAUGGCACAGCCAUAUAAUAAAUCAGCAGCUCCACAAGACUACCAGGGUGGGAAUCGUACAGUCGGUGGCGCUCCACCCCGGGGAGGCAAACCACAAACGCCUGGUGCGGAUGAGGACUCUGAUGCUUGGCGACAGAAGCGAAAGAAGCCUGAAGUGUCUGAAGCUGUGGAGCGAGCUAGACGCAGAAGAGAAGAAGAAGAGCGGCGAAUGGAAGAACAACGGCUUGCUGCCUGCGCUGAAAAACUGAAACGUCUCAAUGAGAAACACCGACAGGUGAACGAGGGCAAAACUUCCACUGCUCAGGCCACCGUCGACGAGGCUGGAGCCAACCUCGAGGAAGCCUCCCUGUUAGCUCCCGCGCCCGUUUCUAGCCCAGCACCUUCAGUACCAGUUACACAAUCGCAAGCCCCAGUAAUUCAAGCUCCUCCAUCUGAGAGGGUGGAUCGUGAACGGGACAGGAUGGAGCGAGAGAGAUUUGAACCGAGUGCCGAGGAAGAGGUUCACUUGCCACGUCAGCCCAGUCCGCCUGUCCAAAGACCUGUGACUGUAGCCGUAGCUCCAGAGACCCCCAGUGAGACGGAGCCCUCCUUGGCUGAGGUCAGUCCCAUGAUGGAGGAAAAUCAGACUGAAAGAACAUCAGUGCAUAUCCGGGAUUAUUUUCACAUAGAAGACAAUAGAGCAGAUGAGCCACACUUGCCUCUGCCCCACAUGGAAGCUGCCAGUGGCGAGGAGGUCCCUGUUGGAUCCCCACAGCUGGAAGGAGAGGCAGCAGCUGCUAUGCGUCCCUCUCUCAUCUCAGGCUAUUCCAAACAGUUUCAGAAGUCCUUGCCACCUCGUUUCCUUAGACAGCAGGAGCAGAUGAAGCAGCAACAAUGGCAACAGCAGCAACAGCAGACCGGAGGCUCUGUGUCCCCAUCAGGUGGAAGUGUGCCUGCGACCCAACAGCAGCAGCAGCAGCAACAUCGAUCUAUGUAUCAGCCCAUGGGCCCUCACCACCAACACCUGGCCUCCAUGGGCUUUGACCCCCGCUGGCUCAUGAUGCAGUCUUAUAUGGACCCCCGCAUGAUGUCAGGUCGCCCUCCUUUGGAUAUGCCAACUAACCUUCACCCAGGGAGGAUGCCUCCAAAGCAGAUUGUGCGUAGAGAGCCCGGUGACAACUCCAGUUCAAGCUCUGACUCAUUUGAUCACUUGACCAGACCAAUCCGUGACCAUGGUUUACCUUCAGACUCCCGCAUGGUAUGGGGAUCAGAACCAUACCCGCAAUCUGAGCCAUUACCUUCUGUAACUCCUCCAAAGGGGCGAGAUGACAACAAGGAGCAAAGAUUGGACUCUGGUUUGGAUAUGGACAGGGGUCUUUCCUCCAUUUACCCCCAGGAUCACAGUGCAUUGGACUCUCGCAAAAGUAACUUCUUCCGGGACCCUUCAGAGUCCAUUUCACCAUUUACUCCGGGUCCGGAGGAUGCUUCAGGACCUCUAGAAAGAGUCCCUGUGGGCUCGGCCUUUGAUCCUGAGGAGCCAGGUUUGCCAAGUGGAGAGGAGGUUGAAGCUCUUGGUCAAGCUAUGCUCCAGAGGAGCGUCUCUCAAGGCUCCAGUCAUUCCCUCAAGCUUGAUGAGCCGAGGUUUGACGGUCUACCCCUCAGUACAAAGUCACUAGAGCUACAGGACAGCAGCGAUGAUAAGCCACAGAAUGAGCUGUAUUCCCAAGCUGCGGUCACGAGCAGCAGGGCCACACCUCCCGCUGAUGGAUUACACAAACAAGAGAAGCUUCCCCUGCCAGCUCCAAGCAAGCAGAAAUCUGACUUGCGCUGGGGUGGGAGAUCAGGGGCUGGACGAAGAGAAGGACCAGGGGGAGAGAGACCCAUACGCAGGUCUGGGCCGAUAAAGAAGCCUGUUCUGAGGGACAUGAAAGAAGAACGGGAACAAAGAGAAGAGCGAGAAAGGCGUCGUGAGAGGGGGGAGCGAGAAAGAGGCGACAGGUCCAAAAAGGAUCAGUCUUCCAAAGCCCCUUUUGCCGCCGCUGCUGUGUCCGAGAGCCCCAGACCUCAGGGAGAGGCAAAGAGAGAAUCCACGGAGGAGACACCAGUUGCACAUCAGAGGGCCAGAGACUCUCAGCCUUCAUCGGGAGUGCCCACCUCUUCCUCUCAGGAGGAGAAAGUAGACAAACCAUCCACCAUUGACAAACAUCCAGAACCCAAACUGCCCGUCAGGAAAGAGUCGACCCUUCCUCCACGUGCCUACCGACGAGAAGAGAGAGAUCGAGAACGGGAGAGGGAGAGGGAAAAAGAAAUGGACAAGGACAGAGACCGCGAGUGGCCCUCGGACUCGAAUUUCAAAGGACGUGGUCGAGGGGAAUAUUACUCCAGAGGCCGGAGCUACCGGGGCACUUACAGUGGCAGAGGAAGGGGAAGUCGUGGGAGAAGUCGGGCAGAAUACCCUUAUAGAGAGCCUCGAUCGCGCUCUGAUUUACCCUCUUGUGGAGGUACUGCGGCCUUUCGCAACAGGGAGGAAAGCGAGACGCGCAGUGAAAGUUCAGACUUUGAAGUUAUACCAAAACGCAGAAGGCGUCGUGGUUCAGACACGGACUCUGAAAGUGAAGGUGGGAGGGAGUCAGCCAGUGAUACAGGACCCUCUGAUCGCGAGCCUAGCACCAAACCUAGCCGUCCACUGCGGAGAGAUCUCCCAGGAGAGGGCCGGUCAGGCCUCAACAAGCCCGGCUUCGGACCGCCUCACUUGGGGGACAAGGUUGGAUCAAGAGGCGACGACGAAAGCCGACCGAAGCCUGGGUUCCUUCCUAAAGGUGAACCUUCUCGUCGAGGGAGAGGAGGAUUGUACAGCAGACGAGGUGGGCCGAGGGAGCGCGGUGGCCCUCGCGCCACCCCUCUCAGACGGUCAUCAGCCAGAGAGUCUUCGUCUCAGUGGCCUUCCAAACCCAUGGAGACAUUCAGGCCAGAGGACGCCGAAUCCACACAAAGAUAUGACAAUCCUCCCGGUGAAAGACGUCCACCAAAAUCCGAUGGCAAGAAAUAUGGAGAUGGGGGACCACAGAGUAGCAGAGAGAGGCCCCGUCGAUCCAGGCCCGCAAGACCCCCGAGGCAAGACAAACCUCCCCGUUUCAGGCGCUUGAAAGAGCGCGAGGCAGCAGUGUUGGCUAGUGGAGAGACUGCCCCAAGCCCCCCUGUUCCUUUGCCCUCUGUGCCUGCUGCUGCUGUCCCCAGCUCUGCCCCGGCCCCUGUUUCCCUCUCUCCAACUCUGUCCAGAGCUCCAGGAACCCCCCUAACUGUGCCUGCAGAAGUGCCAGCCACCGUACCUGCACCUGACCUGCCCUCUCCUUCAGAAGCGGCGCUGCCUGAGACCAGCAGCCCCACCAUCGCAGCAGUCGGCACUAAAUCCCCUGACCUGUCGAACCAGAACUCCUCAGAUCAAGCCAACGAGGAAUGGGAAACAGCCUCUGAAAGCAGCGACUUCAACGAAAGGCGAGAACGAGAAGAGAGGAAAGGUGCUCUGGAGGCUGCUAACGAAGCAGCCACAGCCUCUGCUCCAACACCUGCACCUCCUCAGGGCUCUUUGACCCCAAAUAAAAGCCCACUUGAUGGAGGAAUGACUCCAAAACGUGAAGGAGCUCCUGCAGCCAAGAGGAGUUUCUCCAAUCAGCGGCCAACAGAGAGACAAAACCGCAGAGGCAACAGCGGAGCCAAACCAGGCCGCAGCUACACGGGAGGCAAGGGCGAGAGGAGGGGAGGGGCUAAAGCAGGCCGCAAAGGACCUGGAGCCCAACAGAACUUGGAGGCAACCGCACCAGCAGCUGGAGGAUCAGCUCAGAGGCCUCCAAAAGAUCAGGCGGCACGUCGCAAGGAUGACGCCAAGCAGGCCACCAAGAAGCCCAAAGAGAACGCUCUUUCUCAGUUUGAUCUCAACAACUAUGCCAGUGUGGUCAUUAUUGAUGAUCACCCAGAGGUCACCACCACAGAAGAUCCACAGUCCAGUGCAAAUGAUGAUGGCUUUACAGAGGUCGUCUCCCGAAAGCAGCAGAAACGCCUCCAGGAUGAGGAGAAAAGGAAAAAAGAAGAGCAAACCACUCAGAAUUGGGGUAAAAAAGUUUCUGGCGAAAAAACAAGAGGAGGCGGGGGAAAACUGCCACCAAGAUUUGCAAAAAAACAGUCAUCGCAACAACAACAACAACAACAGCAGCAGCAGCAACAACAGCAGCAGCAGCAACAAUCACCGCCGCAACAACAGGCUUCACAGCCUCAGCCUUCUGUAGCCUCCGCUCCACAGGCCCAGCAGCAGCAGCAGCAGCAGCAGCAGCCCGCCAUUCCUGCUUCCCAGCAUCCUCACCUUCCCCCCUCCCAGCCCGCUGCAUCUCCUCAGACUCUGGAAGGAACAGUGGCCCCUCUGUCCUCCAUUCCCCCUGCUACUGUCGACUUCAGCUCAAAGAGCCUCCCCCCUGCACCAGCGCAGACACACAACACUCUGGGUACAGAACUGUGGGAGAACAAGGUAGCGGGCUCCACCGUCCUUCCUGACGUCAAGAAGCUAGGUCCUAUCAGCCCGCCUCAGCCACCUUCCGUGAGUGCCUGGAACAAACCUCUUACCUCCUUUAGUGGCACUGUCUCCUCUGAGGGUGUGAAGCCUGGAGCAGAGAGCAGCGUCGAGUUGGGAAUAGAAAGUAUUCAGUUUGGAGCUCCAUCGUCUGCAGGCAGCACUGACAGCGAUGGAGUUCCUGCUAUGCUAGAAAGUGGCUCUGAAAACAAACUACCUGCUCCCAAAGAACAGAGACAGAAACAACCUCGAGCUGGCCCAAUCAAAACACAGAAGCUUCCUGAGAUGGAACCUGUGGAAACAAAGGAGUAUAAGCCCGGUCCCAUUGGUAAAGAGCGCUCUUUGAAAAAUCGUAAGGCCAAAGAUGCACGUGGAGGCGAAGCGGAAGGAAUAGAGAGUGGCGUACCUGGAGCCGUUGUCAACCGAGCUGCAGACUCAAGUCCUCCUACCAGUGACGCCACUGUACCUGAGCUGGGAGGCGACAUCGAGGGCAUGAUCACCGUCCCGUCGGCGGAGUACAACAGCAACUCCAAGGAGUCUGUGACUGACUACACCACCCCCUCGUCCUCACUGGCUGAUAGUGUUCCCUCAGGAGGGAAUAAAAUGGAAGAGAGCUUGGUAGCCAACGUGGCGUUGCCUCACUCACUGCCUCUUCCUCGCCGAGAAACCCUGCAGCAGAGCACCAGUCUGAGCACCGUGUCGCCUGCCACCGUUGACCUAACACUAAAGAUGGAAUCGGCUCGUAAGGCGUGGGAAAACUCCCCGAGUCUGGAGAAGAAUUCCCCCGUCACAUCCUCCUCAUCCCCCAUUACCUCUUGUGCUUCCUCGUACUCAUCCUUCUCUUCAGCCUCGAUGCCACAGAUCCCUGUAGCUUCUGUCACCCCCAGCACCUCCCUGUCAGGUUCUGGUACCUAUACAACUUCAUCCCUCAGCACCAAGACAACCACAGCGUCUGACCCGCCGAACAUCUGCAAGGUGAAGCCUCAACAGCUGCAAGGCGGAGGCCUGUCGUCCUCCAGCAGUAGCAGCAGCAGCAGCAGCUUCUCUCAGCUCGGCUGUGUGCCUCCACUGCUCCCCCAGCAGCAGCAAACCCCGCAGGUGUACGUCUCCCAGUCUGCAGCAGGUUCUGCAGCUCAGAUUCCAGCCUUCUACAUGGACACGAGCCACCUCUUCAGCACCCCGCACCCUCGUUUGGCUCCCCCCUCCCUCGCCCAGCAGCAAGGCUUCCAGCCCGGCCUCUCGCAGCCAACAGCAGUGCAGCAGAUUCCCAUCCCGAUCUACGCUCCGCUGCAGGGCCAGCCUCAGCACCAACACACACACCAGGCGCAGCUCGGCCUGAGCACCGGGCCUCCGGUUUCACAGCCGCAGGACCUGUUCAGCUCCUCGCUGCAGCCCUACAGGUCUCAGCAAGCCUUCAUGCAGAGCAGCCUGUCGCAGCCCUCCAUGAUGCUGUCCGGACCUUCACUGCACAGCUAUCCUGGAGUGCAGGCGCCUGAACUGGGCAAGCCUCAGUCCAACCUGGCUUACCAGCAGCCAUCAUCCACCCAGCACAUUCCCAUUCUGUUUGAGCCACAGCUGAACCAGCCCUCCGGCAUGGGAGGGUCGCAGCUCAUUGAUACACAUCUGCUGCAGGCUCGACAAGGGAUGAAUCAGCAUUCAAACAUGUACUCAGGGCAGGUGCAGCAGCACGGGCAGAGCAGCUACUACAGCAACACCCAGUCACCCAGCUCUGCCAUGCAGCAGGUGACCGUCCCUCUGCCCGGCUCCCAGUUGUCCCUGCCGAACUUCGGCUCGGGUGGAGGUCAGCCCUUAUUGGCACUGCCUCCCACUCCGCCUCAGGCGCAGCCCCCCAACAUCAGCCGACAGCCUCCGGUCUCCCAGCCAUACCGAGGCAUCAUGGGCCCCAACCAUAACAUGAUGCAACCUCCCACCAGCAAGAUGGAUAUGGACCUGAAACUGUUUGGCAGCGGGAUGGAUGUGAAGCCGGGGACGCCGCCCGUCAGUGCCAGGAGUACAACACCCACCUCCAGCCAUUACAGCCAGUCCAGUAAAAUGAACAGCUUACUUUACCAGAAGCAGUUUCAGCCCAGCUCAGCCGGCAUGAGAAUGACGCAGCAUUUCCCUGGCCAGUUCAACCCGCAGAUUUUGUCUCAGCCCAGCAUCGUAUCUCCUCUGGUUCGACCUCCUCAUGCUAACUCCUUUGUUGGAGGUGUGCAGCGUUCUGCAAUGGGCCCUCCAAUGUCGCCUAACGUGAGUGGUGGCCUCAUGCCUCACCCCCGAGCCCAGCACCCGCAGCACAGCCAGCACCCUGCCCGAGGCCCCUCUGGCCCGCCGCUUGCACCCAGAGGCACGCAGGCAGCUCUGAAAGCCGAGCAGGACCUAAAGGCGAAACAGCGAGCUGAGGUGCUCCAGUCCACUCACAAGUUCUUCUCAGAGCAGCAGCAGCAGCAGAUGAAGGCCCCACAAGUCAAUAAAGCGUCUCGACUCGAUCAAGUGGGGAAGCCCCCGCUCGACGCUUCUUCCCCAAACCAUCAGCCCGGGGGCGAUCGCCCGGAUUCUGACAAAACCCCCGUGUCCACGGCCAAGCCCAUACGGACUGGCCCCAUAAAGCCGCAGGCCAUCAAACCAGAGGAGGGCAAGUAAUGAGCUCCUGACCCUCUCAGAUGAUGGAACGAAAGGAUGGAAGAGGAAGAGAGAAUCCAGCCCCAUUCACUCAGCCACCACCUCAUAUCAACACUGGAGGACAGCGUGGGGGGGGGGGGGGGCGGAUACGUUGGUUGGUGAUCCAGAUGGUAGUGGUCCUGACAGUAGGCACUGACGAGUGCAAACAAAAAUCCUUUCUCUUCUUUCUUCCUGUCUUGUCCCACGGUUCGUGUGGACAUUUGAGUUGGAUUCUUCCGUCAUAUUUAGAUGCUGAUUAAAAAUUGCUGCACAAGUUGUUCCAUAGAAAUCUACUUUGGAGGUAGAUAAAGGGGAGUUCAAGAGAGUAAAUAGAGAUUUGCUGCUGAGUUUUGCCAUUUUUUUUUUUUUUUAUAGCCCUCUCAUUUCUGUUCAUUUCCCAAGUAGGAUCGCACAUAUUAUAGGAGAAGCCUGUUCUGUUCAAGCAAAGAAGGAAUUAGGCUGGUUUUUGUAGUCAAAACACAAUCUUAGUUGUCAUUUAGCGAAGCACACUUUUUGUUGUCCGAUCUCCUGUCAUAACUAAUCUAGAGAUUUGUGCACAUGCCCGCACAUUCAACGGUUUUCUCACUGGGUUGCUGCACGGAGACCUGGGAUCUGAAAUUAUUUUUUUUGUUUUUUGGGUUUUUUUUUCUUUUUUGUUUUUGUUCCACCACAAUGGAAAUGUGAAAAGUUGCAGCAUUGAUUAAAUUCAUGAUUCGUCUGCCUGUGAGCCCUUGCUCCUGCCUUUUGCUCUCAUCUCCUUGCCUGAGAAAUAGACGCGUUGAGGUGUGUGUGUGUGUGUGGCGUGUGUCUGGUGUGUGCGCUCGUGGCAUAUGCAUGAGAGGAAGUGUGGGGCGCGUUGCUGGACUCUUCUGUUCAUUCAGCCAAAGGUUAAAGCAAGAGAAGAAGUCAGAGCAUUUGAGACUACACAGAUGAUGUAUGAUCACUACUUCAAGCUGUAUAGGCCUGUCACACACCCUUCCACUCCUCACACACCCAUCCUAUCCUGCCACACAUACACACUUAACUACAAAGCACCCAGACCUGCUGCUAUUGUCGGAUUUCAGUGCCCUUAGGUAAUGGAUAUAUCGGGGUAGGAAUUGAAGCGGCGAGUUGGAUUGUUGCAACGAUAGAAAAAAAACUCGUGUGUCGACCGUCACAGCGAAGAGCAACAGCGCAGGGAACAAAGAAGAAGAAAAAGUCAAAUGAGAAGCCUCAAGUUCGAUGCAUUAGGGCAGGAGGACACUGUUUUUGUCGUUAACAAUGAGAGCAAUCAAUGCUGUUUUGUCUCUGCCUCACCUCCGCUGGCUGUCUCACCCCACAGCGCUCUCAUCCUGGAGUUGUGCUGACGAGGAUCCUUCUGAAUUGUAUAGUAGUAUGCACCGUGAGGUGGUGAGGGGCCCCUCCUCACAUCGACCCUGCUGUGGAGAAAGGAUGAAUGGGGUGGGUGGGGGGGGCGCAAUGACGUUUUUCUUUUUUGUUUUUUUUUGUUGUACUUGUACAGGGGUUUCAUCGCUGUAUUAAAAUAUGUACGGUCUUAUUUACAUUCACUUGGUUUGGUUACAGAAACUAAUAAAAAAUAAUAUACUGUUGAGACGCU